Lingula anatina is the source of this 966-nucleotide messenger RNA. Its product is annotated as PE-PGRS family protein PE_PGRS26-like. The record is from RefSeq and is a predicted model, not a curated record. Lineage: Eukaryota; Metazoa; Brachiopoda; Lingulata; Lingulida; Lingulidae.
AUGGGCAAUGGCAAUGUCAAGGGUAAUGGGGGAGUGAGCAAUGGCAACACCAAUGGCUAUGGUGGAAUGAGCAAUGGCAACGCCAAUGGCUAUGGUGGAAUGAGCAAUGGUAAUAUCAAGGGCUCUGGGGGAGUGAACAAUGGCAACGCCAAUGGCUACGGUGGGAUGAGCAAUGGCAAUAUCAAGGGCUCUGGGGGAGUGAACAAUGGCAACGCCAAUGGCUAUGGUGGAAUGGACAUUGGCAAUAUCAAGGGCUCUGGGGGAGUAAGCAAAGGCAACACUUUUGGUUAUGGUGGAAUGGACAUUGGCAACGCCUACGGGUAUGGUGGAAGAGACUUUGGUGGAAAGGGUGACCUACUAGGUGUUGGAAAUAAUAUUAAAUUUGGUGGAAAGGGCAACCCAUUCGGCUUUGGAAACAAUUUUAACUUUGGUGGAAAAGGCAACCCAUUCGGUUUCGGAAACAAUCUUAACAUUGGUGGUAAAGUUGGGCCAUUCGGCUUCGGAAAUAAUUUUAACUUUGGUGGAAAAGGCAACCCAUUCGGCUUCGGAAACAAUCUUAACUUUGGUGGCAAAGUCGACCCAUUCUGCUGCGGAAAUGAUUUCAACUUUGGUGGAAUUGGCGGUCCAUUUGGCUUCGGAAACAUCUUUGGUGGAAUAGGACAGCCAUUUGGCUUCGGAGAUAAUUUAAAAUUUGGUGGAAUUGGCAAUCCAUUCGGCUUCGGCAACAGUUUUAACUUUGGUGGAAUUGGUAAUCCAUUUGGCUUCGGAAACAUCUUCGGUGGAAAAGGCGACCCAUUCGGUUUCGGAAACAGUUUUAACUUUGGUGGAAACUUUGCACCUGGUUUCAAGGGCUUUCUAGGAGGGAAAGGUUCUGGCUUUGGUAGCAGUUUCGGUCCUAGGUUUGUAAACGGUGGUCAUGCUCCCGGUUUUGGUGCUAAAUUUGGUUUCGGAGGGCUCAAAGGAUAA